GGCUAUAGCCCACACAACUCAUAAGUUGGAUGAAGGUACAUCUAUGACUGAUUUUUUUUUUUUCAAUCUAUAACUUUGAUUUAUUACUUUAGGUACAAAUUGGGAUAGUUACCAACUUAUGCUGUGGAGAUGGCACAAGCAGAACAAACCAAGGAAAGUUCAGCAUUUUCAAGCUGUGAUGCUUAUUUUGAGAAAAUAAAGUCCAAGAAGAAAUUAUCGCAACCGUUUCAGGAGACUUUAACUGCUGCAUUUGCAAGGAUUCCUGUUUCUUCUUUCCCACAAGUUCCUGGUGGUAAAGUGAUUGAAAUUCAAGCAGAUGCAACAAUUGCUGAUGCCGUUAAGAUCCUAUCAGAAUGCAACAUUAUGUCUGCUCCUGUGAGAAACCCUGAUGCAGUCACUAGCUUGGACUGGAGACAGAGGUACAUAGGAAUCAUAGAUUACUCAGCAAUCAUUCUCUGGUUACUAGAGAGUGCAGAACUUGCUGCUGUUGCUUUAUCAGCCAGCACAGCUACAGCUGCUGGUUUAGGUGCUGGAGCCGUUGGUGCUCUUGGAGCACUAGCAAUGGGUGUGACAGGUCCAGCUGCAGUUGCUGGACUAACAGUUGCUGCAGUAGGAGCUGCUGUGGCUGGUGGUGUGGCAGCUGAUCAAGCAGCAGGAAAAGAUCCUCCGUCAGUUGCUAACAACUUGGGCCAGGAAUUUUACAAAGUUAUCCUCCAAGAAGAACCAUUCAAGUCAACCAGUGUAAGGUCAAUAGUUAAAUCAUACAGAUGGGCUCCUUUCAUUCCAGUUGCAACAGACAGUUUCAUGCUGAGUGUCCUGUUGCUACUCUCAAAAUAUAAGCUGAGAAAUGUACCUGUAAUUGAGCCAGGCAAGCCCGAUAUCAAGAACUACAUUACUCAAUCUGCGGUUAUUGAAGGUCUGGAAGGAUGCAGAGGGAGGGAUUGGUUUGACUGUAUUUCUGCACGGCCUAUUUCUGAUCUGGGACUUCCUUUCAUGUCUUCUGAUGAGGUUAUUAGCAUCCAAAGCGAUGACCUGGUUCUGGAAGCAUUCAAAAAAAUGAGAGACAACCAAGUUGGUGGUCUUCCAGUCGUAGAGGGGCCAAGGAAAAAGAUUGUCGGGAAUGUAAGCAUAAGAGACAUCAGACACUUGCUUCUCAAACCUCAACUUUUCUCCAAUUUCAGGCAGCUCACUGUGAAGGAUUUCAUGAAUACCGUUGUUUCAACCGGCCAAGAACGUGGCAGACUCAUCCCGCCAAUAACAUGCAAGGUAGAUUCAACUCUUGGUAGUGUGAUCCACAGUCUUGCCACCAAAUUGGUGCACAGGAUCUAUGUAGUAAGCGAGAAUGAGAAUGAAGUUACCGGUGUCAUUACUCUCAGAGAUGUGAUCUCUUGCUUCAUAUUUGAGCCCCCAAACUAUUUUGAUAGCUACUUUGGGUUUUCAGUGACAGAAAUGUUGAAUCAGUGAAGUGUCUGUUGUCUAAUAACAACCCAUGCAGAGGUGCAACUGAAUCUGAUUCAGUUUACAAUUUCUCGCCAUCCUGUACUAUGCAGUUUCUCUUCAUGUAAUUUCAAUUGAACUAAAUCCAAUGAAUUUUACUGUUUUAUGUUCAGUUAGAUUUUGACUAACUUGAUUGAUCAAAUUAAUUGAUAUCAAGCAUGUUUUAUACACAUAUUCAUAUGUUAAUCUUAAUAAUCUUGCUAGUCGAAAUACAUUUUUUUUUUCUUCGUGGAUUUUUUAAGUAACAAGUACAUGUAUUUAUCAUUAUCUUAGUUUAUAAAACUAAAAUGGGUGAUGAAUUUGGGAAACAGGAAAAACCCUAAAGAAAAUGAUUAUGGAAAUUUCAUAGACCUCUCAUUAUUCAUUUUCCUCCCAAUGGUUGAAAAAACCUUGAGAGAAUCCAAAA
Messenger RNA from Durio zibethinus, 1903 nucleotides. Its product is annotated as SNF1-related protein kinase regulatory subunit gamma-1-like. The record is from RefSeq and is a predicted model, not a curated record. Lineage: Eukaryota; Viridiplantae; Streptophyta; Magnoliopsida; Malvales; Malvaceae.